Monosiga brevicollis MX1 is the source of this 1368-nucleotide messenger RNA. RefSeq lists its product as uncharacterized. Gene Ontology annotation, molecular function: ubiquitin protein ligase activity. Bases 1 to 1368 code for a protein of 455 amino acids. The transcript has 5 exons. Gene Ontology annotation, biological process: ubiquitin-dependent protein catabolic process. The record is from RefSeq and is a predicted model, not a curated record. NCBI's taxonomy places the organism in Eukaryota, Choanoflagellata, Craspedida, Salpingoecidae.
AUGCUCCCCAACGGCAACCGCCAAGUCCUAUCCGACACGGCCUACUACAGCCUCUUUAGUGACAUCAAGUCUAUCGAGGCCGCCUUUUACGUUUUGACCGAGGACGAUGGUCAGACCUUGGCCCCCGGCUGCCAGCCAUAUCCGGCACCUACGAAUGAGUCUUUCAUUCUCAUGGUACUGCGAGGCCAAUGUUCUUUUGACGAGAAGGUCACGCAGCUAGCGACUCUGCCUAAUGCUGUCGGGAUUCUCAUUGCCAACGAUUUUGAUGCGGAUGCGCCGCCCGUCAUGUCUGGCGAAUCAUCCACCGACAUUGUGUCCAUCAGUAUCACGCAAGACAUGGCUACCACCAUCAAGCAGCUGGCUGACACGACGAAUGACUUGAAGGUGCGGGUGGAGCCACUGCGUCAGGUUGAUCCCGAUGACACGUCCAUCGAUCUAAGCAAUUGGCUCUUUGGUCACAUCAUCGUCUUUGGUGUCUUGGUCUUCGUUUUGAGUGGCUGUGUUUUGGGCACCUACUACUGCCGCUCCCUGCUUACACGUAUGGAGCAGAACACGACACGCCGGGAGGUCACCAACAUUCUUGACCGCAUCCCCACCCGCGAGUUUCAGGGCAAGGAGUCCACUCAGGCGUCAGAUGACACGCACGUGACCCAACAAUCGCCUCAGAACGAAGGAGAGAGUUGUGUGGACCAAAGCAUGCCUGCGUCGGCCGCCGCCGUGGAGGACGACGAUGCUCUCUCCGUAGCCACAGCUACCACGGUCGUGGCCUCUGCUGCCGCGGCGUGUGACGAGGACGAGGAGCCCAUGUGUGCCAUCUGCCUUGCUGAGUUCGAAACAGGGGAUGUCGUACGCACGCUCCCGUGUAAGCACGAGUAUCACAAGGAGUGUUGUGACCCCUGGCUCACGGAGCGACGCACCUGCCCGCUCUGUAAAAUCGAUGUGCUCGAGGCCAUAAAUAGCCAGGAGAAUGCGGCUGCGGCAGAUGCUGGCACCCCUUCCACCCGUACCCCGCGCAGCAGGUGGAAUCCCUUUGGCCGACGCGGCCAAGCUAUUGACAUUGAAAAUCCGGCUCCCAGUCCGGCGCCCGUAGCCCCCGCGUCCCUUGGUGCCAUCCAAAUGGUGGGUUCAGAGGGAGCCUUGCCCAUGACUGCCAGCGUUCUCCCAGCACCCGUGGCCGCCUCAGGUUCCUCGCCCAGCCCAAUUCGAGGCUACGGGGCCAUUGAUGCCGGUCCGGUUGCCACAUCACCGCGUCUACGAGCGCUGAGUGGCUACGAUGUGCCCGAGGAUGCCCAGUCACACAGCUCGAUGGAUUCAUCCACCUCUCGUCGGCAGCUUCUGUCCACCAGCUCCGACGAUUCUCUUCUUUGA